Molecule: messenger RNA, 743 nt
Organism: Drosophila hydei
Lineage: Eukaryota; Metazoa; Arthropoda; Insecta; Diptera; Drosophilidae
Product: huntingtin-interacting protein K
Exons: 3
Coding region: 264-644 (126 amino acids)
Biological process (GO): negative regulation of apoptotic process; protein stabilization
Source: RefSeq, a predicted model, not a curated record
CAAACGACUCCUCAUAAAACUAAAAAUUCAUACUGGCAAUAAGAACAGGAGUUCUUUGCUUAAUCCAAGACACUCACCAAUUAUUUGACUUGUUUCGUUAAGUGAAUAAUUACAACACUGGCACACGUGGCGGCCAGUCGAUUAGUAUUGCUAUCGUAAUUUUCAGUGUUGAAAAAACCAAUGUAAAGAAAAGCUAUUCGCACGAGGCUACGCCAAGCAAAAUUAAAUAUUCCAGUAAAUUGAAGUAAAAAUAAACAGCAGCAAUGGCCGAAACAGAGCCGGAGGUUGAGGUCAAUGGCACAGAAGUCGAGGAAGAUGGCCAGGAUGAUGACAUCAAGCAAAAGAAGCAAACGCGUCACGAUGGCGGCGCCGCCGACUUAGAACGUGUGACAGACUACGCCGAAGAGAAGGAAAUCUCAGCCGCGAAUAUAUCGAGUGCAGUGGAACAGUUUGGCAAUCAGCGCAGCAAAGAAAACGAGCUGAGGGUGGCCAAGGAGAAGGAGCUGCAAAAGGUGCAGGUGAAGAAGGAGGACAUUGAACUGAUUAUGAACGAGCUGCUCGUCACUAAGGCCCAGGCGGAAAAGGUGCUAAGGGAACAAAGCGGCGAUGUCGUUGCCGCCCUAGAGGCCAUCAUCAGCAGUUGAAGAGAGCCUGGAGCAAUGGAGCGCCGUUUCCUUUACUUAGCAAAACACUGCUUUAUUUGUACAUUUAUAAUACUAGUAAAGAAAAAUCAAAUCAAUCAA